Messenger RNA from Geodia barretti, 669 nucleotides. The record is from the annotation of a GenBank genome assembly. Lineage: Eukaryota; Metazoa; Porifera; Demospongiae; Tetractinellida; Geodiidae.
AUGAGCGCGUCGGCCAACAAUCCCGUCCUAGGGCGCCGCGGCCUCCUGCUGGUGCUAUCCUCGCCCUCCGGGGCCGGCAAGACGACGAUCACCCGCCGUCUGGUCGAGCUCGAAGGCGAUGACGUCGCGAUCUCGGUCUCCCACACCACACGGCCGAAACGGCCGGAUGAGAUCGACGGCCGGGACUAUCACUUUGUCGACAAGGCCGGGUUCGCGCGUCUGCGGGAGCGCGGGGAAUUCCUCGAGAGCGCGGAAGUGUUCGGCCACCGGUACGGCUCUGCACGCGACCCGGUUGAGAGCGCGCUCGAUGCCGGCCGCGACGUCGUCUUCGAUAUCGACUGGCAGGGGAGCCAGCAGCUGGCCGAGGCGGUGCGGGACGAUCUGGUCAGCGUCUUCAUCCUGCCGCCGUCCCUGGAAGCGCUCGAGCAGCGGCUGAAUCGCCGCGCCCAGGACAGCCCCGCCGUGGUCGCGCAGCGCAUGAGCCGCGCCGGCGACGAGAUGCGCCACUACGACGAAUACGACUAUGUGGUGGUCAACACCGCACUCGAGCGGGCCGUCGAAGAGGUGCGCUCGAUCCUCCGGGCCGAGCGGUUGCGCCGGGAUCGCCUGAGGGGGCUCGACGAUUUCGUGCGGCGGCUCACGGCCGGCACGGAGCCGGCUGAGGACUGA